Photinus pyralis (common eastern firefly) is the source of this 1230-nucleotide messenger RNA. Its product is annotated as 39S ribosomal protein L3, mitochondrial-like. The coding region runs from base 93 to 1181 and encodes 362 amino acids. The transcript has 5 exons. Gene Ontology annotation, biological process: translation. The record is from RefSeq and is a predicted model, not a curated record. Gene Ontology annotation, cellular component: mitochondrial large ribosomal subunit; ribosome. Gene Ontology annotation, molecular function: structural constituent of ribosome. Lineage: Eukaryota; Metazoa; Arthropoda; Insecta; Coleoptera; Lampyridae.
ACCGUCAUUUUCAUAAGAAUGUCAGUGGAGUCUGUGGUAGGCAUACCAUCCAUAUAUAACCUUAAAUUUGUAAUCUUGAUUGUUUAUAAAAAAUGGCUUUGUCUCAAAUUAUUAAGCAGCCUACAAUGAAAUUAUUAGAAGAAAAGUUCUUAGCAUUAAGUAUACAAUCGUGUUCCGCAAUACAAACACGACACAAACAAGUUGCCCCACAGCCGAGAUUACGGCAUCCAACAUGGUUAACGAAGAAAAAUCGUGUGAUUCACGAUGACUUUCUAACAGCAGACAAUGCAGAAUUCGUGCAAGAAGUCACAAAAGAUAAAUAUGAGAUACCUCCGAAAGUUGAAUUACCAAAAAACAUUAUCGAGUGGACUCCUAAACUGAAGAGGACCGGUGUUAUCGCACGUAAAAUUGGCGAGCUGCCCUUGUGGCUUAAAACAGGCAAGAAAAUCAGCACGACUUUGUUGCAAGUUCUAGAUAAUCAUGUAAUCAAGUAUUAUACGCCCGAAGAAUACGAUCCACCUCGUAAGCGACCCACUAGAAUUAAGAACAAAGCUGGUUGUUUACUAUUGGGGGCACAGGCAACAGAUCCAACUUACUUGACAAAGGAGUACUGUUCCUUGUUUAAAAAUACCGGGCUUAUGCCAAAAAAGUAUUUGGCAAGAUUUUUCAUUAGUCCCGAUGCAGUUUUGCCAACAGGUACUCCGAUCACUGCCCAACAUUUCAGUGUGGGAAAUUACGUUGACGUCCGUGGGCUAACGAAAUAUCGUGGCUUUCAAGGUGUUAUGAAACGUCACGGUUUUAAAGGCAUGCCAGCUUCCCAUGGGGUUACAAAAACUCACAGGAGAGGCGGUAAUAUUGGUGGAGGUGGCGAGAAGGGAAGAGUGUGGCCGGGCACAAAAAUGCCAGGUCACAUGGGAAAUCGGUACCGAUUUGCCAAAGGAUUAAAAGUGUGGAGAAUAAAUACCAAACAUAAUGUGCUGUGGGUUUCUGGUAUUGCGGUUCCCGGUGCCACUAAUUCAAUCGUGUACAUUUAUGAUACAAAUUUGCCAACGCGUAAACCUUUAAAACCAUUGGCAUUUCCCACAUACUUUGGUCUAGAUGAUAAUGUAGUUGAAGAAGAUAUAUAUGAUGAAAGUUUACAACGAUUUAGUGAUCCUACCAUUGUUUUCCAAAAGGAAUAGUUUCUUGUUUACUACUAUAUUUUGUUUUAAAUAUAAUCAUUAACAUACA